Molecule: messenger RNA, 1832 nt
Organism: Lemur catta (Ring-tailed lemur)
Lineage: Eukaryota; Metazoa; Chordata; Mammalia; Primates; Lemuridae
Gene: PPP2R3B
Product: protein phosphatase 2 regulatory subunit B''beta
Exons: 13
Coding region: 19-1689 (556 amino acids)
Biological process (GO): protein dephosphorylation
Cellular component (GO): protein phosphatase type 2A complex
Molecular function (GO): calcium ion binding; protein phosphatase regulator activity
Source: RefSeq, a predicted model, not a curated record
CGGGGGCCGAGCCCCGCCAUGCCGCCCGGCAAGGUGCUGCAGCCGGUGCUGAAGAUGAAGGUGGACGAGCUGUUCCUGCGCUGGCUCAGCGAGUCGGGCACGCAGCUCAUGCUGCAGGAGUGCCUGCGCAGCAUCCGGGCGCCCGCCCCGCCGGCCCCCGCCGCCAGGCCCGACCGCCCCGGCGCUCCCGGCCCGGCCCCCGCCGCGCCCCCGGGCGGCGCCCCCGCCAGCCCCCGGAGCGGGCCCCAGGCGCGGGCCGCGCGCAGAUCGGCGGGGACGCGCGUGGUGCAGACGAAGAAGGAGGAGCCCCUGCCCCCUGCUGCGAGCCAAAGCAUUCCGACCUUCUACUUCCCCCGCGGGCGCCCCAAGGACACGCCCAACGUGGACGCCGUCAUCGCCAGGAUCGAGAGGGCCUUCGCCCAGUUCCCGCACGAGAGGGCCACCAUGGAGACCAUGGGCCUCGUGGCCAAGGCCUGCGGCUGCCCCCUCUACUGGAAGGCACCCCUGUUCUGCGGCGCCGGCGGGGAGCGCACGGGCUCCGUGUCCGUCCACAAGUUCGUCGCCAUGUGGAGAAAAGUCCUGCACAGCUGCCACGACGACGCCGCCAAGUUCGUGCAUCUGCUCAUGAACCCCGGCUGCAACUACCUGGUGCAGGAGGACUUCGUCCCCUUCCUGCAGGACGUGGUCAACACGCACCCCGGCCUGUCCUUCCUCAAGGAGGCGUCCGAGUUCCACUCGCGCUACAUCACCACCGUCAUCCAGAGGAUCUUCUACACGGUCAACAGGUCCUGGUCGGGGAGGAUCACCUGCGCGGAGCUCAGGAGGAGCAGCUUCCUGCAGAACGUGGCCCUCCUGGAGGAGGAGGCGGACAUCAACCAGCUGACUGAGUACUUCUCCUACGAGCACUUCUACGUCAUCUACUGCAAGUUCUGGGAGCUGGACACGGACCACGACCUGCUCAUCGACGCGCAGGACCUGGCGCGACACAACGACCAUGCCAUUUCUGCCAAGAUGAUCGACAGGAUCUUCUCGGGGGCGGUGACACGAGGCAGAAAAGUACAGAAAGAAGGGAAAAUAAGCUACGCCGACUUUGUCUGGUUCUUGAUCUCGGAAGAAGACAAAAAAACCCCGACCAGCAUCGAGUACUGGUUCCGCUGCAUGGACCUGGACGGGGACGGGGCGCUGUCCAUGUUCGAGCUGGAAUACUUCUACGAGGAGCAGUGCCGCCGGCUGGACAGCAUGGCCAUCGAGGCCCUGCCCUUCCAGGACUGCCUGUGCCAGAUGCUCGACCUGGUCAAGCCGCGCAGCGAAGGGAAGAUCACGCUGCACGACCUGAAGCGCUGCAAACUCGCCAACGUCUUCUUCGACACGUUCUUCAACAUCGAGAAGUACCUGGACCACGAGCAGAAAGAGCAGGUCUCCCUGCUCAGGGAGAGUGACAGCGACGGCCCGGAGCUCUCGGACUGGGAGAAGUACGCGGCGGAGGAGUACGACAUCCUGGUGGCCGAGGAGGCCGCGGGGGAGCCCUGGGACGACGGGUACGAGGCGGAGCUGAGCCCCGUGGAGCAGAAGCUGAGCGCGCUGCGCACCCCCCUGGCCCAGAGGCCCUUCUUCGAGGCGCCCUCGGCCCUGGGCGCCGUGGAGCUGUACGAGUUCGCCUGCACCGACGAGGACCUGCCGCCACUGUGACGCCCGCCGGCCAGUGUCCAUCCACAUGGCCCGCCGGACACGGUGGCUUCCGUGUAAAAACAAACUGUUGAGUUGUUGAACUGUCUUUUGUGGCAGAUGACGUGCGUUUGUAUGGAAUGAUAAAUUUUUAUUUAUUCACGGAA